GAACCAUCAUUACUUAGGUUUACCAUCCGACGACCGCACAUCGCUUGGUUCGGCAUUCGGUUGUGUUUGUUUGAUUAUUUUUUUUUUAUUAGUUGUACAUUUUAUUCGCGGUUUCAGUGUACGUUAAGACAUAUCACCAUAUUUACGAUGGUUUUUAAGUACUCGGCGUUAAUACUGACGACCGCUGUCGUGGUGGCCAUAGCCACGGAACCGCAAUCAUUCAAUUCUCCGGCAAGCGAUGGAGAAGUCACUUGGCAAAAUGUUUUAGAGUGUUUUAAAGCACCGAAUACAGUAGCUAGUUGUUUGGAAACUCGCAUGGAGCGUACAGUGAACGCUUGGCGCGAUACUACGGUACGUAUGGCGCGUAGCGAUCCAGACACAACACCCGAAGAUGUUGCCGGAGUGGGUGAUAUUGUCCAACAAAUUGGUGACCUUAUCACUUACGGAAUAGCACGAAUUUUCCCCGGUGAAGACGAGGAACAAUCACCAUCCACCGGAGAUGCCUUAGAUGCCAUCAACGGAGUCGAUGAAGGAAGAGGACACAAAAAGAAGAAGAUACAAAAAGAAAUAAAAAAAUUCGUUCUUAAAAUAUUGUUUGGAAUCUUCUUGUUCAAACAAAAAAUUAAGAUGAUUAUCAUGAUGAUCCAAUCUAUCUUGAUGAGCAAGUUCUUGAUUGUGGCCAUGAUCUACGCCUUAUCCAACACAUUCAAGAUUUGGUACGAUAUCAAAAAAAGCAAACAUCAACAUCACGACAAAGUUGUCUACUACGAAAACGCUCACCAUCAACAUCACUAUGAGCCACCAGAACAUUCCGAAUACGAAGAUCAUCACGGUUGGGGUGGCGGCGUUUGGGGAAGAAGCAUUGCUGUGACUGAGCCAACUAUAACCGGUCAGAGAUCGAGUGACGAUGUCAAUAGAUUCGUCAGACGUGUUACUAGAAACAAUCCAACUCAAGCUCAGGAUCAAGCUCAAUUUAUGGCUUACAAUGGACAAAGGCAAACAGCAUAAUACUCAAAGUCUAAUAAGUCCUCCCUUUCUAGUGUCGAAUCACUUGGACACUUUAAUAUAAUCAAGGUCCUUCGACAACCCAAAGAAUAAUAUUAUACUUUUUUUAAAUAUUUAUUUGUGUCGUGACCCCACCUUUUAUAUCUAUUUAUUUUUACUUACAACAAAAUUCCUAAAAGCCAUAAUAUAGAUGAAAUUAUCGCCAUCCAUUUAUUCGAGUACGCAUAAUAGUAAAUUUCAUUACUAUUUUCACGUUACGCGAGUAUUAACUAUUACUUUUUUUUACUUACUAUUGAAAAUAUAUGAUAAAUUAUUCAAACAUAUUUUAUUAUUAGUUGUUUUGACAGUAGCAAACAUUUUGUCUGGUCAAUUAGAGAAUAAUUACGCAAUAGUACUGUAAAAUUUUGUACUCCCAUCUUUAAUUAUAUGAAUUUUCGAACUUUCUACUGCGAUUAAAUUUACAGUCAAACUCGGCAAGCCGAGUAAGAUGUAAUUUUUUUGCCAUAAUAAAUCGUGGAGAUUUCAAUCUAACUUGAUUUGCUCAAUAUUUAUAAUAUAUAUUUUGUUAACAGUAAAUGAUUCAUUCGAAAAUUUAGUUUAUAUUUACGCAUACUAUAAAAAAAUUAUAAUUUUGGCAAAUGUGAUAAAACUUAAAAUAAUUUAUUAAAAAAUUACAUUUUUUUCCUAGGUACAAAAUAUGUAGAACUCGUGAAAAUAUGUUCAUUAUUUAUUUUUAUUUAUUUAUAUUAUUUAUGUAUUUAUUAUAAAAUUUUAAUUUGUAAAAUACAGAUUUAAAUUUGUUUAAUCUAUUAAUUAUUUAAAUCUUAGUCACCAUUUUCUUAGUAAUCCUAUUAAUAUCAUGAUAUAUAAUUAUUAUUAUUAUUGAAUAUAUAAAUCUAUACUGUUUGAAUAAUUUCUAUUUAGUUCGAUAAUGUUCCAUUUGGUAAGUUUUCUUUGAUGAAUUAAAUUUAAUAAACAAGUCAGUUUAAUAAAAUGUAUUUAUUAUUAAUUUAUGAUUUUUAAUUUUUAAUAUAAGUUUGGUAAACAAUAUUCAUUAUAAAACCUAAUCAAACAACUAUUAUUGCUUAAGUUUUUUAAUAGAUCAAAAAUAAAAUAUAAUUUUUUUUAAACAUAAUUCUCAACUUUUUGUUUCGAUUUUAAACUUAGAAUAUAUUUAUUAAUAUGAAUUCAUUAUACCGAAUUGAAAUCUAUCUCAUCUGUUAAAAAUUAAGUUGAUUAUUAAUUAAUUAAAAAUUACCGUUUUUUAUUAAUUUUUUCUUUAGUUUAAUUAUAAAUAUAAUAAGAAAUAUGAUAGUAAAAUUAAAUAUUCAUAUUUAUACAAAAUAUGACAUCCGAGAUUAAAGUUCUAGAACAAUUAUUUUAAAAUAUGUAUAAAGUACUUACUUUGUAUAUCAUUAGCUUAAAUUAUUUAUUAUGAAUAAAUAAAAAUAACGAUAAAACACAAAUCUGUGUGUAUACUGAACUACUUAUCCAUUAUUUAAUAAUAUUUACUCGGGUGAAAAAACAUAAAGUAAAACGAAAGAUGCCAAAUAUUUUAUUCAAAUAACCUCAUCUGAGAAAUAUAAAGGUUUUAUUAUGAUAUUUAUCUAUUUUAACUUAAAAAUAGUAAUAUAUACUUAUCAAUAAAAGCGACUAUGUAAAAUAUUAUGAUUGUAAAAAUUGAAAAGUUAUUUUUGUAACAAUUAUUUAUUUAAUAUUUAAAUAUAUAUUAAAAAGUUAGUUUUUUUUUUAUAGAAUUUAAGUGAACUAAGUAUUAAGAUUUAAAUUGCAUUUAUAUUAUAAAUGUAGUCGGGUAAAUUUUACUGAAAUGUUAGAGGAUUAGGGCUGAAUUUUAUGGAAUAUACGAAUGAAUUUAAAAUAAAUAUCAUAAUAUGUCCUGAAAUAGAUUUGAACAUCAAAUUUACUAUAAUAUAACAUCUUGUAGAAUACUUAAUACUUUUACUUGUAUCACGUAUAAAAAGUACAAGUCGAAAACAAUACCAUAAAAAAUUAUAGAAAAAUUUAUCUAGAACCAAUUUUUUUGUUUAAAUGAUGUGCUUCAUUAAAAAAUAUUAUACAUCAAUUUCGAAGUUAAUUGAAAUAAAAUGUAUAACUAAAUUAAUUAACAUAUUAACUUAUUUUGUUUAUGUGAUAAUUUUUAGUUAUUGUAUAUAUUAGAAUUAUAUUUUAAUAUUAUUUAAAAUCUUUCAAAAAAUUAAACAAAAAAAAAUAUCCAGUCAAAUUAAAAAAUUCAGCAAACGUAUAAAAUUCUAUAAUGAAAGUAUAAAAUAAAUUUUAAAUAAAAAAAUUCCAUUUUACAUGAGUGUAUCUUCGAAUUUUUAAAAUACACUGCUGAAAAGUUUACUAUAUUAACAUUAGCCCAUUUUCUCUGAAACCAAUGAUUUCUUGAGUACUUUUUUGUUUUUUAAUGUUCAAUUAUGAUUUUAAAGGACAAAUAACUUGACAUUGACAGAUUUGUUUUCAAUAAUUUCUUUUCUCAAUCUUCACAUUUUAGUAAAUUAAUGUUUUAAAAUUCUACAUAAAAAUAAAAAAUUAAUUUAGAAAACUAAUGAUACAGAAUUUCUAAAGUAAUAUGCCUUAUCAUUGUACUCCAACAAGUUUUAAAUGUUUCCCAUAUAUGAAUAAGUACCUACUAAUAUACUCAGAAUAAGUAUUUUUAUAUUUGUAUUUCAUAAAAUAUUUAUAUAAAACUCAUUAUAGAAUGGUUUAUAUUACUUUUAUAAAAAAAGUUGUAAAAUCUUGAUAUUCAAAUGAUUCAAAAUAAGAUGAUUAUGCACAACUGAAUUUUUAGCAUACUCGCAUAAGUUGUCAAACAUACUCUCAAUUUAUAGAUAAGAAGUACAAUAGAAAUUUUAGUAAAAUGGCCGCUAAUAAAUAACUAAAUUUGACAGAUGGACUAGAUAUGUUUUUGACUUGGAAACUACUUUGCUGCUCUUUUGUCAAACAAAAUUGUAUAAACUACAAGGUCCGAACAUAAAAAAAACCAAAAUAAUUUUAGUUUUAUUUUUAUGAAUGUUGUUUUAAUAAAAAUGAAUCAUUCUUUAUUUAACAUA
Daktulosphaira vitifoliae (grape phylloxera) is the source of this 4079-nucleotide messenger RNA. RefSeq lists its product as uncharacterized. The record is from RefSeq and is a predicted model, not a curated record. The transcript has 4 exons. Lineage: Eukaryota; Metazoa; Arthropoda; Insecta; Hemiptera; Phylloxeridae. Bases 148 to 1008 code for a protein of 286 amino acids.